Molecule: messenger RNA, 447 nt
Organism: Salpingoeca rosetta
Lineage: Eukaryota; Choanoflagellata; Craspedida; Salpingoecidae
Product: LisH domain-containing protein C16orf63
Exons: 5
Coding region: 1-447 (148 amino acids)
Biological process (GO): microtubule anchoring
Cellular component (GO): microtubule organizing center
Molecular function (GO): protein binding
Source: RefSeq, a predicted model, not a curated record
AUGAGCAGCGCGCGGAAACAGGAAACACAGCACGGCAGGGGUGGCGGUGGUGGUGGCCGUGACACCGACACGGGUGAUGAUGCAGCCCUGCGACGAACGCUGAAGUUGCGCCUGCAAUCGGCCGGUGUCUUGGAUCGCCUGAAAGCACAGUUCCGAGCAGAGGUCUACAACACCCUCACACGCGACCAUCUCGAGGCUGUUGCACCAAACUUGCCGCCGGAAAACUACUUGAUCAACGAACUGAUUCGGGAAUACCUGGAGUUCAACGGCUACAACAAUACACACGCCGUCCUCGUCGCAGAAAGCAGGCAGCCCACGGAGCGGUUGACACGGCAGCACAUGGCAGACCAAGUCGGCGUGUCGGAAACAGCACAAACCCAGCAGCUGCCCUUGCUUUACAGCAUGGCACGGACCAGCACAGCCAGCAAGGACUCAGAGCAGGCCUAG